CCCUGCGUGCCCGGGGGGGCUGGGCCGGCACAUCCCACCUGUCUCUGGGAUCGAGGGCUCCGGAGCAGCCCCCGCAGCUUGAAGAGCUUCACGGGUGUGAUGAACCGGCCGUUCUCUGCGCGGGGUCCCAGCGGCUCCAGCCGCCCCUGACGGCCACCACGAUGCCCCUGUCUCAGAGCAGGGCUGGGCAGACACCGUGCAGCAGCAAAGUGUGCAGGAACCUCUUCGGCCCCGUGGACCAUCAGCAGCUCCAGAAUGACCUGGAGGACUUGUUGAGGCAGCACCUGGAGGAAGCUCAGCAGCGCUGGAACUUCGACUUUGAGACGGAGACUCCCCUGGAAGGACCCUUCACGUGGGAGAGGGUCUUCCUGGCUGAGCAGCCAGCCCAGGAGGUCCACAGCCUGGUCAGGGCCAGUGCCAGUGAGAACAGGAGCUCCUUGGUCCACAAGGUCCCCUCCAUGGACCAUCUUGACAGGAUUUGCCCCGAGGGGUCUCGGCAGAGCUCAGAUGUUUACAGGGCUGGUUCUCCCCAGGGCUUGAAACGUGGGCAGACCACCCUCAAAGACUUCUACAGCUCCAAGAGGAGGAUUGUCCAUGACAAGCUCAAGCCUGACAAGCCCAAGCCAUGAUGUGGCUCAGCUCCUCUGCCAUGGGGACAGCUGCUGGUGUCCCCUGGGGGUGUCUGUGGCCCUUUCCCCCACCCUGUACUGUGUAAGCUGCCUGUAUGAAGCAAAAUAGUCUGUAGUUCCCUAUUUAUGAGUAGCUCCCAGGUCCUGAGGGACCUUCAUGGUGUGCAAUGUGUAGGAGUAGCCCACGUUGAGGCUUCCAGCCCCACGGAGGGGAAGGAGGAGAACUGAGGUGGGACUAAGGUUUUGCUCUGCCUGCAGAGAAGUGUCCUCUGCCCUGUGCUGGUGGGGCCAAGCAUCUGCAUCUUCCUUGCACCAUCCUGGUCCUUCUCCUGCCUGGCCACGGAGGACACUUGUGUCCCAGCCACCUGCUGGCACCAGAUAUCCCUAAGAAAGGGUCACCAACAUGGAUUGUAGAGCCCGGUUGCUGGCACACGGUGGUGGUGGCUCUUGUCCCAGCAGUGGCAUCAUCUUCAUCCACGCCUGGAAGCAGAGGGUCCCAGGGGCUGGGAAAGGAAGCUGCUGCUGGGACAGCCCUUCCUUGGGGUGACUCGCUGGUGCCACCCCCCCUGCACAGGCUGCAGAUGGGGACAAACCCACUGCAGAUCCCCAGCACCGAGCUCCUUGUGGGACCAACGCUGCCUGGGAGGCUUGGGGACCCUGCUGCCCCCCAACCCCACCUUCUCACCUCCUUGUUGGCUUGUUGGGUGGUGGUUGCCCCCAGAUUUUCGUCUCCUUCAACACCAACUCCAGGCUGGGGACCUGCCUGUUCUUGGCCACGUUGGGCUGCCCUGGGAAGGAAGGAGUCCUGCUGCCCAGCAAGGAUGACACUGAAGGAUGAGAUGGUAGCUUUUUUUCCUGGACUUCUUGUUUUUUUUUUUUCCUUUGGGGCUGGGAGGAGAGGGGAGGACCCUCAACUGGCUCUGCAGAACCAGGGGCUUUGGGUCAACUCUGGGACAGAGGGAUGUCCUGGAGUGCAGGCUCCUUGGUCCCAGCACUGAAGGAUGAGUCCCUGCUCUCCAGGGAUGUGACUCUGUCUGAUCUCAGCACUUUCAUGGGGUUCAUCUGCUGCUCUGCUGGAUUUGGAAUCUGGAAACUGGUGCAAGAUGGUCCUGGGCAGAAAAGGGAUGGGGUCAACCUCCCACCUUGCACCACGAAGCACUUUGCUGUCAGUGAAGCUGGCAGAGUUCCCAGCACUAAAUGUUUAUUUAUAAAAGAGAUAAUAAUGCUAUUAAAUGUAGGGGGAGGGGAGGAGGAAAUUCCUGUUUGUCCUUAAGUGUUAAUUCUGAAUAAACCCUUGUCUGGUGGAA
This is a messenger RNA of Apus apus (common swift), 1936 nucleotides long. It is a transcript of the gene CDKN1A, whose product is annotated as cyclin dependent kinase inhibitor 1A. The record is from RefSeq and is a predicted model, not a curated record. The coding region runs from base 162 to 629 and encodes 155 amino acids. The transcript is spliced from 3 exons. Gene Ontology annotation, biological process: signal transduction by p53 class mediator; regulation of mitotic cell cycle. Gene Ontology annotation, cellular component: nucleus. Gene Ontology annotation, molecular function: cyclin-dependent protein serine/threonine kinase inhibitor activity. NCBI's taxonomy places the organism in Eukaryota, Metazoa, Chordata, Aves, Apodiformes, Apodidae.